UAUUAGUUAAGCCGUUACUAAUUCUAAUUUGAUUAAAAAGAAAAGAAAAAAACAAAAGAUCAGAACACAUGUUACACUCUCUACACAAGUUUUCUCUGUUCAUGGCAUCCAAACCUCAACGGCUCCAUCAAGUUGCAGAGACCAACUUUCAGGGCUCAGCAAAGAGGGUAAGAACCAUGGUCACAUCCACAGCCAUUGAACCCGCCAUGAAGGACGCUUUUACCGGAUAUGCUGAAUAUCUUAAUGACCUUAAUGACAAACGGGAAAGAGUGGUCAAAGCAAGUCGAGAUAUAACAAUGAAUAGCAAAAAAGUCAUAUUUCAAGUGCACAGGAUGAGUAAAUUCAAUAAAGUGGAAGUACUUGAGAAAGCUGAAAAGGAUUUGGCAGCUGUGACAGAUCAGUAUGUUUCACGACUAGUCAAAGAAUUGCAGGGAACUGAUUUUUGGAAGCUAAGGCGUGCAUACUCACCAGGGAUACAGGAGUAUGUUGAAGCAGCUACGUUCUGUUGUUUCUGCAAAAAUGGAACGCUUUUGGAGCUUGACGAGAUAAACAAAACAUUGCUACCACUUAAUGAUCCAUCUCUACAUCCUAUGCAGAUAAAUGUCCUUGAUUAUCUAUUAGGGCUUGCAGAUUUGACUGGAGAGCUGAUGCGUUUAGCAAUUGGUAGGAUAUCAGAUGGUGAACUUGAAUUUGCUGAGAAGAUAUGCAAAUUUGUGCGUGAUAUAUACAGGGAGCUUACUCUUGUAGCGCCACUUAUGGAUGACAAUUCUGACAUGAAAACAAAGAUGGAUGUAAUGCUCCAAAGUGUCAUGAAAAUAGAGAAUGCAUCCUUGGCCUUGAAUAGAAUUCCACAACUAUGCCAUGAUCAUGGAGUCUUCUUCGUCCCAUGAUUUGAACUUGGCCGUUUCAUCAGGGGCAUUGUCAGUAAGGUGACUGCCCUUUCCUUUUCCCUUCAAUAUGGUCCUAAUGAGUUGAGACCAUUUAAGAUAAUACUUCCCAGUUAGCUGGUAAGCAGAACGAAUAUUCUGCAAUUCUCUAACACUCUGGGAUUUUUCCGUUUCAAGAAUGGACUUCUCAGUCUCAGCCAUGGAUGAAGACUGCGAUAAGAGAGGAAGACAACAAUGAAGGCUGUAAGGCUAGCAGUGAUGAAGGCUACAGUGCAUAAUCGAGGCAACGACGGGUCAAGGUUGUGUAGUAGUGGUGGCCGUGAUUAAGGGUUUUAGGCUACAGUCAAAGGCUUCUAGGAUCAGGAGCUUUAAUACCAUCUCAAAUUAAGAAGGAAGAAUAUUUUAUUUCUCAUACAGAAUUAUGAGGUCAUUGGACCUAUAUGUACACGAGCCUGUUGGUUGUUAUGGAAAUAUUAAUCAGCUAAUUCUAGGGAGAUAAAUCCUAAUAAUUAUGGGAUUUAUUCUAGAAAUAUAAUCCUAGCAUUAACAAAUAAUCAGUUGUGAUAGAGAAUAAAAUUUAAACUUUCCUAAAAUACAUUAAGUAUCAAUUUUGAUAAUUUCAAAAGUAAAAGGAUUGAAGAGACACAACAAUUGUUCUUGAACCGUAUCAUAGGUUUCACAAUAAUACUUGACAGAAUUUUAGUAGAAAUGGCUUCAAGGUUUGGGGGAAGUCUAACAAGAGCACGUACCAUGGAAAAUUGCUUUAUUUGUAAAAUGUUUCUGCACCAGUAGUGAAAGGCAUAAGAGUAGAAUAUUAUGCAAUUAGGUCACCAAGCUUUGCAGGAUUUUGCAUGUCUAUGUUCUUCAACUUGAUGAGCAUCGUUUGAAUAAAUUUUCUUGGCCAUACAUCAUAGCAAGUCAUAAACACCCAGUAGAUUGGGGGCAAGAGAGAAAUAGAGGAUACCAGAAAGAUGCUUUAAUUUGCUACCAACGAGGUUGCUCAGCUUUGACAAAUAUUGGAGGUUGGAAUUGUCAAAUGAUGAGCCCGACUUAUCCUUGAAACCAUAAUUGGACAACAGCAACCAAAGUGCUGUAAUUUGCUAUCCCUAUGAGCUUUUCGCAUGGGAUCAUUCGUUAUGUUGGUGAAAGUUACGGGAAUAACUUACUCCAAUUCCAAUUUUUAUUGGAUAGAGUUGAUCUAGCUGAAGCUAUCUCCUAGGCAGAGAGAAUAUAAAAAGAAAGUAUAGAGAGAUGGUGAGUUUUUGAAAAUGAAUAAUUAAAAAGUUAAAAUUUUAAUUUUUAUAUUUAACAUAACUUAGAAUUUUAAUCUUAAUUUUUUUAAACCAUCCUUCCUGAAUUAGAAAAACCGGAUUUUACAAUGUGAUGACACUAUUUACAUAAACAGCAAACCGUUGCCACUGAAUAUAAAAUGUUGAUUAUACAGUAUUUUCAUUCAUAUUGAAAACCCAAUAUAAGAUAGCCUUUUCUCCCCCUUCCCACCCAAAGUGUGAGAAAAUUGUUAAGAUCUUCUGUAUACAACUUUUGCUCCAAACUCGCUGACAUAU
Messenger RNA from Vigna radiata var. radiata (mung bean), 2452 nucleotides. RefSeq names its product translin-associated protein X. Bases 69 to 890 code for a protein of 273 amino acids. NCBI's taxonomy places the organism in Eukaryota, Viridiplantae, Streptophyta, Magnoliopsida, Fabales, Fabaceae. Gene Ontology annotation, cellular component: nucleus; cytoplasm. The transcript is spliced from 8 exons. Gene Ontology annotation, molecular function: RNA endonuclease activity; RNA binding; sequence-specific DNA binding. The record is from RefSeq and is a predicted model, not a curated record.